UCAAGAGAGUUACAGCCUCAACGCCAGGCGUUUCGAGAUAUGAGAUUAGGCUCUAUUUCUCUUUUCUGUCCUUUCUGAAAACACAAAAUAAGGGCUGAUCACUUUGCAGGCGAACCGACGCUUGCGAUUCUAUUUAAGGACGACUUUUAAACCCCCCGGUGUGCAUGCACGGUUCCCCUAUCAGUAGGCAAGUUAUUGAGAGAGAGCCAGAGAAGAGGGAAAAGGGUAACCCCAGGAAACAGGGAUGGUGGACAAUUCCGGUAGCAGCAAGGCGCAAAUGCCCAGUAUGUCUCAGGAGGGCGGUCUGGGGACCGGCGUGAAACUAGAGGCGGUGAUGGAGCAGCUCCAGCGGCAGCAGCAGGCACGUCUGGAGAUGGAGCGCAAGGAGCGCCAUCUGCGCGAGGCCCACAUCAUGUACGCCCAGCAGAUGGCCGCCCAACAGGCCAUCCUGGCGGCCGCACGCGCCCAGGGCGCUGGCUUCAUGGGCAAGGGCCUGGGUCCGGCUGGCAUGGCGGCUCUGGCCAUGGCAGGCGGUGCAGGUGGAGGUGGCGGUGGCGUGCUGUCACGGGCGUCCAACCAGAACAGCGUGGACUCUGAGCGCGAGGAUGACGAUGAGGACGGCGCUCGUGGCAGGCGAGACUCCGGGGAGGACGACGAGGAGGAAGAUGAGGAGGAAGAAGAGAUGAUGGAGGGGGACGAGGGGACCGAGGGGGAGGACGAAGACGAGCGAGGAGGGCUGGAGUACCUCAGGAAGCAGACACUGGCCCUCCAGCAGGGCAUUCCGCGCGUCCCCCCACGGCCCUACGGCAACUACGUGACCGCCGCCCCUGGCCCCGGUCCCCAGAGGGCCCCCUCGCCCCCUGUCAGGGUCAAGCAGGAGCCUGAAGAGAGCCUCUCGCCAGCCGAACCCCACUCAGCUGCCUCCCCCAACGGACAGGCAGACUGGAGCUAUGACGAUCACUUCAAGCAGAAUGGAAGUGCAGCCUGGGUGGACGACACAGACAGCCCAAAGGGAAGAGGGGAGGCCUCCCGAGACUUCACUAAGCUGUAUGAGCUAGACAGUGACCCUCAAAGAAAGGAGUUUUUGGACGACCUCUUCUCCUUCAUGCAGAAAAGAGGGACUCCAGUCAACCGCAUCCCUAUCAUGGCCAAGCAGGUUCUGGAUCUGUACAAGCUGUACAAGCUGGUGACGGAGAAGGGCGGCCUGGUGGAGGUCAUCAAUAAGAAGAUCUGGAGGGAGAUCACCAAGGGCCUCAACCUGCCCACCUCCAUCACCAGCGCCGCAUUCACGCUCCGCACACAAUACAUGAAGUACCUGUACCCAUUCGAGUGUGAGCGUAAGGGCCUGAGCUCCCCCAGCGAGCUGCAGGCCGCCAUCGACAGCAACCGGCGCGAGGGCCGUCGCCCCAGCUACAGCAGCAGCGUGUUCCGCUUCUCCCCCUCGCCCAGCGCUGCCCCGCACAUCCUCUCCUCUCCCAAGAUGCACAUGGGCGCUCUGGGCGCCGGGGCCGCGGGGGCCCUCAACGGGAUGCAGGCCUCCUCCAGCCCCUCCCUCAAGAAAGGAGUCGAAGACAUGGCCUCCUCCAUGCUGGCGGGCCGUUCCCAGCUGGCUCUGUCCGUGGGUCAGCAGCAGGUGGCAGGCCUGGCACGGGCCACCACCCUGGAGCAGCUGCGGGAGAAGCUGGAGACGGGCGGCAUGGCCGCAGGCCUGGGCGGGAUGGCGGGCUUCGGCGCAGCGGCGGCGGCUGCGGCAGCCGCGGGGCUAACGGAGGGCCCAGAGAGGAAGAUGGCGCGGCUAGCUGAGGAGCAACAGAGGCUGCUGCAGCAGGCCUUCCACCACAACCUGCUGGCCAUGGCCUCUCAGGUCCCCAUGAACCUGCGGCUGGGCAACGUCAGAGCUGAGGACAAGCAGGACCUCUCCCUCAGCAUCAGCACCUCUGGAGCUUCCAGCAUCAGUGUGUCUGUAGAGGUCAAUGGAACUCUGUACUCAGGAACACUGUUUGCCCAAAAGUCUGCUGCGCCGGCCGCAUCUGUGGCCCCUACAGUGACCUCUGCUGGUCCGAGUGGGAUCUACACUUUCCCCUCCAGCCACAGCCCCUCCUCCAGUGCCUCUUCCAAGGGGCCCAGCUCAGCGGAGCCCUCCUGCAGCGGCUCCCCUUAGUCUGGGGAGGCCCUUCACCCGCUGCCCAGGCUCGCUACUCGGCCUGGUAUAUCCAGUACAUCAUUUCUAUAUGAAAAGGAAAAAAAAAAUCAAAACUGUUGUACAACCAGUACCUCAAUGCUCCUGUCGACCAUGGCUGUCCACACACAUGCACAGACACAGACACAUACAUACAACCCCCACACACACACACACACACACACACACGCACAUAAAUACAUACAUAUACAAGCAUACAUGCAGUUAUUUUGUUGUGCAUGUUUUUAACCUCUCUCACACACACACUCUACUCUCUGCUCUCUCUCUUUUUCAGUUCCUCACACAUACAUGCUGACCCCUUCCU
Alosa alosa (allis shad) is the source of this 2504-nucleotide messenger RNA. RefSeq names its product AT-rich interactive domain-containing protein 3B-like. Gene Ontology annotation, cellular component: nucleus. Bases 245 to 2161 code for a protein of 638 amino acids. Gene Ontology annotation, molecular function: DNA binding. The record is from RefSeq and is a predicted model, not a curated record. The transcript has 10 exons. Lineage: Eukaryota; Metazoa; Chordata; Actinopteri; Clupeiformes; Clupeidae. Gene Ontology annotation, biological process: regulation of transcription by RNA polymerase II.